Messenger RNA from Chilo suppressalis (striped riceborer), 3351 nucleotides. NCBI's taxonomy places the organism in Eukaryota, Metazoa, Arthropoda, Insecta, Lepidoptera, Crambidae. The record is from the annotation of a GenBank genome assembly.
AUGGAGGAAGAAGAUCCUGUAGUACAAGAGAUACCAGUUUAUUUGUCAAAGGCGCUUGCCGAAAACUUGUAUGUUUAUCAGUAUCCCGUAAGACCGGCGAAUAGGGACUGGAAAGAUCUUGUAGUUACAAAUGCAGCAAUUAAGCCAAAGAACCAGCUUGUAAGAUUGGAAGUUGGUCUGGCUACUGAUAGCGACAAAUACUGCCCCUCUAAAGGCGAGCAGAUCGCUAUUAACACAGAUGGACAACAGGAAUGGCAUACCAAGACAAAGGACAAGUCAAAAUAUUUUAGAAGUGGUAUGAUGGAUAAGAUUGUUUAUGAGAGCUGCUCUCCUUGCACAGAAACUGGCCACUAUGCUGUUGCAAUAUUGCAAGAUAAAGAGUUGCAUUGCACUCCUAUACAAGGUAUUGUACAGAUGAGACCCUCAUAUUCAUAUUAUGAUAAGCAAGAUAAACGCAAAAGUGAUAAAAAUAAGGCUGAUAAUUCUGAUGAUGAGGAGAAAGAGAAAGAACCUGAAGCAGAACAGGUGACAGUGAAAUUUGCACGCCAAGAGACUGAUGUAGCUAAAAAAGCUCGGGAGAAGUCCUUUGAAACCGUAUCCCAAAGAAUAAAUGAUGAACCAUGGUAUGAUGCCAUGUGGAAGGAUGCUGAACAUGCAGAACUUGAGCGGCUCAAGUUGUUCAGUAUGAACACAUCGGAUGGCUCAGCAUUGACCCUUAGUGGCCGUGAGUACGUGCGGGUUUUGGUACCACCGCCUCCUGAUGACGAGGCAGACGUGGCGCCGGCCAAACUGCCCACACCACAGGAACAACUCAAGGAAAUACUCAUCAAUGCGAAACUGAUGAAGUUCAACGACCUGCGCGCCAUGGUGCGCACCGAGGACGGCAGCCAACUAAGCGAAGCAUCGCUUCUAUCCGCUUUAAGCGUUUGCGCGUGCUGCGUACGCGGACUAUGGACCGCGCGCUCCAGCUGCCUUUAUACGCGCGCCGCGCCCGCGCCGCCCCGCUUGCUGUGCGCCGCGCGAGACCACGUGGUGAGUGCCUCCGAUCUAGCCGGCCUACGAGGAUGUCAGCCAGUAUAUCGACGCGUCGCUUCUGUCCGCGUUAAGUGUUUGCGCGUGCUGCGUACGCGGACUAUGGACCGCGCGUUCCAGCUGCCUUUGUACGCGCGAGACCACGUGCUUUACCUUUUCACUCAACAUCCUUACAUAGACAGACGGAAGGUCGCCGCAGCAGUUCGUCUGCCCCCCGCAGAAGUGUUAGAGAUAAUAAGCUCCGUCGCCAAAUUCAAUCCGCGCACAGGCUGGGAGCUGAUAAUACCGCCCGACGUCGCCUUCGAGGCAAAGUAUCCCGACGUUGUGCAACGUCAGAACUUGUACUGGGAGGCUAGACAACGGCAGUUCAACGAAAUGCUGAUAGGCGAAAAUGUACCAAAACGUCAAAGAAAAAAGUCCCAAAGGGAGUCGGUCAGCUCCGAUACCAUGAUGAGCCCCAAACCGAGGUGCAACAGUAUCACAGAAGAGGAUAGUGAACGAAAGAGACAGAAAAACAAAUCCGCAACGGGCGGCGGUAAACGGACUCGUAAUUUUAGUUCGAGCAGUGUUCAUGACGCCACGUGAUCCGAACACAAAGUUAGGUUAUCAAAUUUAUUAGUGUAAAGCAAGUGCUUUCUCACUCGUACAUCCGAUAUAAUGUAUAAGUGUAAAUGAGACAGCUUGACUGGUUGGUUUAAGUUUUUACAGCAUUACGAUGUUAUUAUUUUUUUAUUUUAUCAACAAUUGCUUUGUCUGCGUCAAUUAGAAAAUUGUGAUCUGUACUAGUGAUUGUCAAGGAUUUCACUUGUUCAAUAUGAUUUUAGUAUAAUUUUAGGGUUCCGUACCUCAAAAGGAAAAACGGAACCCUUAUAGGAUCACUUUGUUGUCCUGUCCGUCUGUCCGUCUGUCAAACCGUUUUUCUCAGGACGCGUGGAGGUAUCAAACUGAAAUUCAUAUCUAAUACUCAGGUCUACUGUCCCUUGGAGCUGUGAAAAAAUCAAACUUCUAAGCCAAAGCAAUCAAAAGAUACAGCCGUUUAUGCCGCAAAUUUUCGAAACUCUUACGGGAAUCAAAACCUACAGGGUACUUCCCGUGAACUUAGAAUCUUGAAAUUUGGUACGAAGUAACGUCUUAUAGUACAGAUAAAGGAAAAAUUGCGAAAACCGUAAAUUUUUAGUUACAUAAUAAAUUAUAAAAAAUAUUUUUGAAAAUUCAGGUUUGUACGGAACCCUCGGUGCGUGAGUCUGACUCGCACUUGGGCGGUUUUUAUUCAAGCAUUUAACUACUACAUUUUUAUGCCCUUAGUAUUAUUUUACUAGAAAAAUAUUAUCUCUGCCCAGGCAUCAAACUAGAAUUGAACCAAAAAUCCUAUUCUAUCCUGGCGAAUGCACUGACCAUUAUGCUACCUAGACCUUAAUGGUCAAAUCAUACUAGCGCAGAGUCGAAACGCAUCAAAGCGGUUAUUAGAAACAGUAACUUAGCAAAUUCACUCUUAUCUCGGGUACAUAUAGCAUAUAUUCCAUCUGAGCUGAUUAGUUGAUUUCGUGUAUCUUCUUUUUAUCUCAGAAGGAAUAUGCACAUUACAUUUUGUAAAUAAUGGUUAUUUGCUUUGUUACGUUUCUGGAAUUCGCUUCGAUGCGUUUCGACUCUGCGUUAGUAUGAAUUGACCAUAACGGACUCGUCAAAAUUAUUCCAUUACGUACCUAUGUCUUCGAAAUGGUUAAUUUUUGCUUACUUCCGUUAACUCACAUAUUAUUAUGGAUCGUUCUAAGAAAGCAUAUCUAAUACUUUGAAUCUUUGAUGUUAUUUAUAAAAGAUUUACUUAUUUGUUGUAAUAAUGUGAAAAGAAAACAUUGUCUUUCGGAACAUGAUUUUUUGUUGUUAAUAAAGAGUCAUUAAUUGUGAUCGCCAUUUGAGGUGUAUUAAAAAGUAACUGAAUAGGGAGAGUUAAUGCAGUUAUGAGUUAAAGAAAUACAUAGUAGCGUAGAGAGUGGGAUUCAGUGGGCGGUACCAAAAGCAAACCCUUCCCCAAUUGUAAUAAAGAAUAUUGCUCAAUAGGGUAUUUGACAGUGUUAAAAAUAAAAUGCCAAUUGUUAGCAUCGGUGUUUAGAAUGAAUAUAGGCAGGGGUUUUUACUACCUAUUUUUUUAAAAUUGCAUAAUUUUACUAAAAACUAACGAAAAAAAUAAUAGUUUUCUUUUCUAUUGUCACGUGACCCAAAACGCUUGCGAUUGGCGGAGCCUAAAAUGACGUCACACGCAAGUAAACUUCCGGUUAAAGUGACAUUACAUUGUAUCAUUUGACGUUUUAAUAACAGUCG